Molecule: messenger RNA, 702 nt
Organism: Amaranthus tricolor (Joseph's coat)
Lineage: Eukaryota; Viridiplantae; Streptophyta; Magnoliopsida; Caryophyllales; Amaranthaceae
Exons: 2
Coding region: 1-702 (233 amino acids)
Source: RefSeq, a predicted model, not a curated record
AUGAAAGAGGUUUCUAAAUCUAUCUGGGAGACAGUACCGUGGUGCAUGCUACUCACUGACGAUAUAGUGUUGGUAAUAGAAACUAAAGUGAAAGUUAAAAAUAAAUUACAAGAAUGGAGGGAAGUUUUAGAAAGUAACGGGUUGCACAUAAUCCGUAUGAAGACUGAAUAUUUGCGAUGCAAUUUUAGUGGGACAUCGCCGAUUGGGGAGCUAGAGAUGUCUAUUGGUGAAGAAGUUGUAACAAGUACAACCAAGUACAAGUAUUUGGGAUCGAUUAUUCAGAGUAAUGAAGAGAUUGACGGGGAUGUUAUUCAUCAAAUACAAGCGAAUUGGAUCAAGUGGAGAGCAGCUACCGGGGUGAUAUGUGAUAGGAAGUUUCCAAGUAGGUUAAAAGGUAAAUUUAACCUAGUGGCAAUCAAACCUGCUUUGUUGAAUGGGACGGAAUGUUGGCCCGUAAAGAUGACUUUUGAACAUAAGAUGGAAACAUUAGAGAAUUACGCCAGACGAUACAGGUCAAAUCGACAAAGGACACUGGCAUACUGCACUAUACAUGAACAAGACAUUGGAGACCAAGGUACGGUAGCUGCCACUCUCAAACCUCAACAGGUCAAGAUGAUGUCCCCAUUCAUGCCAGUGCAUACUUUUGAUUCAACAAUGAAGGACGCUGCACACUACAUUUCCAUAUAUUACAGACCGAGGUAA